Messenger RNA from Botrytis cinerea B05.10, 964 nucleotides. RefSeq lists its product as hypothetical. Gene Ontology annotation, cellular component: EKC/KEOPS complex. NCBI's taxonomy places the organism in Eukaryota, Fungi, Ascomycota, Leotiomycetes, Helotiales, Sclerotiniaceae. The record is from RefSeq and is a predicted model, not a curated record. Bases 168 to 491 code for a protein of 107 amino acids. The transcript has 2 exons.
GCGCAGCGCAAUCUUUUGAUCCCCCCUCCCCCAUCCACCAUCCAUUCACACUCAAGUUAAGCUCAAGUACAUAAUCGACAAUACUUUAUACUAUCCACAAUCCACAAUCCACAAUCCAGCAAUCCAGCAAUCUCACCCCAAACCCCAAACUCCAAACAUCACCAAAGAUGUCCACCGAACUAGAAUUUCCCUGUACACUAACCCUCGACAUCCCCCUCCCAACCGCGCGCCUCGCCUCCGCAGCCCUCUCCGCCCUCUCCGUCGACACCGAGCUCUCGCCCCUCGUCCGCCGCACCUUCUCUCUCAUCGCCCCCUCCCCCUCCACCCCCAAAUCCAUCCUCCGCACCUCCUACCGCGCAACCACCAACCGCAUGUUGCGGGUCGCAGUCAACGGUUUCAUGGAGAGCGUAUCCGUAGUCCUAGGCGUCAUGGAAGAACUCGACGUCGACGUUCUCGAGAGUGGGGAGUCGAAGAUACGAGGGGAUUCCUGAUGGGCGGUGCGAUACACGAAAGAAUACAAAAUUCGCAUACACAGAUAGAGAGCGCAAAAUUCUUCCCUAGACGAUUGUCAAGGGAGACAAGAUGUAGAGUGCUAGAGGAAGGAAGGAAGGAAGGAAGUCAAAGAAUCGAGAAUCGAGAAUCGAGAAGGGGGAAAAAAAAUCGACAUAUCAUCCAGUAUUGCGAAAAUCGCACAUCGCAUCAUAUCAAGCGCCGAAUGCACAUACAUCCAACAUCCACACAUCAAUCUAUUUCACAACGGGACAGAGCCGAUACAACUAUUGUGACGAUGAAUUUUGGUCAUGAGUCUACAUUCGAAACUAUCGGGAUCGUAUAUCAUGCGGAUCUUAAGUUAAUACAUACGUCUGUCUAUACAUACAUGCUUGAGAGAUAUCGAAGCAGGUGCUGCUACCACUCCCAUGUCAUACAUACAUAGCAAAAUAGACAUUCAAACAAGUUAUCCACA